AGAGUCCUCCGUUCCUAGGGAUUAGGGCACUUCCCCCAGUCCGGGGCCCAGAUAGUAGUCGGCUCAUACUAAGCUUUUUAUUUCUUUUAUUGGCAGACUUACUACUCACUUCCUAAAAAUAAUGGCUCCUCGUCCUCGUGCCACGCAGUCGUUGGAGAGCAGACGUACUCGAGGUAUUAAAUCCUACCGCUGCCGAGUCUGCUCUGGAAUCCAUCCUCUUCGGAAGUGCAAGAGGUUCCACAAACUGAGCGCUGAAAAGCGCCUUCGGGUAGUACUUAUUAAUAAGUACUGCUCGAACUGCCUCGCCCAUCAGCACUCAGGAGGAGACUGCCGCAGCCAAGACGGAUGCAAGAAGUGUGGAGGCGACCACCAAACCCUACUCCACAUGCACGAGGUCCUCCCCGCUCCGACCCCGGGAGCGCUACCAGCUCCGACGCGCAGAGAGCGCCAUCCCGCUGCACCUCGUCCGGUCCGGAUUUCCGGCACUCCGCCACCAGCCCCAGUCGCCAACAAUCGCCCGCGUCCGAAGGUCUCCGUCGCGUCUCCGUCGGUGGCAGCGGGGCAGCAGAAGGCUGUCCCCAUCCUGCCUACAGCCGUCGUCGUGCUGGACACGGGCUCGAAGACUUUCGAGACCGGCGCCAUGAUCGACCCAUGCAUGCCGGUGAGCAGCAUCGACCGGUCGUUGGCGGCUGCGUUCCGGCUGCCCAUCACCCGGCUGGGAGACGACGAGGUCUGCUCGGUGACACUCCGGUCCCGAACAAGCACCUUCCGACUCAACGUCGUCCUGAAGAUCGAACCCAAUCUAAGGAUCCGGACACCCAUCCGAGCUGUGAGCGACGCCGCAAGGGCCAAAUUUGACGGUGUUCGUCUCGCGGACGAGCGCUUCCACCGGCCGGCCACCAUCUCCCUCGUGUUGGGAUCAGAUGUAUAUGCCAAUCUGAUCCAACCGGGGUUCCUAAAGAUUGAGGAUGGGUUGCCCGUCGCGCAGAACACGGUGUUCGGAUGGACCGUUUCUGGAGCGUGCACGGAAUGAAGAGGCCGAU
Molecule: messenger RNA, 1043 nt
Organism: Drosophila santomea
Lineage: Eukaryota; Metazoa; Arthropoda; Insecta; Diptera; Drosophilidae
Exons: 2
Coding region: 122-1033 (303 amino acids)
Source: RefSeq, a predicted model, not a curated record